AUGGCCAUUUGUAGACACAAGGGUUAUCCAAAUCUUUUCAUCACAUUCACAUGUAACCCGAAGUGGCCUGAAAUACAGAGAUACAUGAAGAAGUGCAACUUAAAUGCAGAGGAUAGGCCUGACAUUGUUUGUCGGGUCUUUCAAAUGAAGUUGGAUUCAUUGGUUAAGGAGAUACGCACGGGAAAUCUCUUUGGUGUCGUAACUACAGUUGUUUAUACUAUUGAAUUCCAGAAGCGUGGUUUACCACAUGCACACAUUCUUAUCUUCCUAGAAAGAACCACUACAUUGUCUACAGCAUCAUGUAUGGACAGUUUCAUUUCUGCUGAAAUCCCAGACAAAGAAGUGGACAAAGAGUAUUACAAUGCUGUGGAAGAGUUUAUGAUUCAUGGACCAUGUGGACUUUACAAACCUAACUCGCCAUGUAUGGUGAACAAGAAAUGUUCAAAACACUUCCCGAAGAGAUUUGUGGGUGUAUCUUCUUGGGACGAUGAUGGCUACCCAAUCUACCGUCGUCGUGACAAUGGUAGGACUGUCCUGAAGAAUGGUGUCCAAUUAGAUAGUAGGGUAACAGCAGAGUUUUAUAGGAGUACAACUGCUGAUGGGUCAACCGAUGCUGUGGACGAGAUCGGUAUGUAUUACGAUUAUCGCUACAUAUCAGCAUGCGAAGCUGCAUGGCGACUACUUAGCUUCGAUGUGCAUUUCAGACACCCUUCUGUUGAAAGACUAAGCUUUCACCUGCCGGAAUGCCAGUCUGUUAUAUUCGAGGAUGAUGACAAGAUACAAAACGUGCUUAAUAGGCCGACAAUAAGUCAUAGCAUGUUCACUGCUUGGUUUGACGCUAACAAGACAUAUGAGGCUGCUAAACAGUUAGCUUACAUUGACAUGCCAACGAAGUUUGUGUGGAAGAAAGACCUCAGACAGUGGCAUCCAAGGAAAAGGGGAUUCUCAAUUGGUCGGAUAUUUUACGUGCCUCCAGGAAGCGGUGAGAUAUAUUACUUGAGAUGUCUGCUCAAUGUUGUUCGAGGUCCAACCAAUUUUGAAGACAUCAAGUCCUUUCAGGGUGUCACAUACACAAGUUUUCGAGAUGCAUGUUAUGCAAGGGGGUUGUUAGACGAUGAUAAAGAAUACAUUGACGCAAUUACUGAAGCAAGUCACUGGUCCACUGCCAAAUCAAUGCGUAAACUCUUUGUCAUUUUACUUACAUCCAAAAUGGUCAAUAAGCCGGAAAAUGUGUAG
Messenger RNA from Ipomoea triloba (trilobed morning glory), 1236 nucleotides. RefSeq lists its product as uncharacterized. The transcript has 3 exons. Bases 1 to 1236 code for a protein of 411 amino acids. NCBI's taxonomy places the organism in Eukaryota, Viridiplantae, Streptophyta, Magnoliopsida, Solanales, Convolvulaceae. The record is from RefSeq and is a predicted model, not a curated record.